This is a messenger RNA of Ylistrum balloti, 4538 nucleotides long. RefSeq names its product sodium-dependent glucose transporter 1-like. The transcript has 3 exons. The coding region runs from base 170 to 1732 and encodes 520 amino acids. The record is from RefSeq and is a predicted model, not a curated record. NCBI's taxonomy places the organism in Eukaryota, Metazoa, Mollusca, Bivalvia, Pectinida, Pectinidae. Gene Ontology annotation, biological process: transmembrane transport.
GAUACCCUUUGUGUAUAGCAAUGCAGUGUCGGUAUACGGGACAAAAUCCACGUGCUGGCACUGUGAUAGGAUAAUUUUAGAUUGUUCGUGAGAGGUCAACGCUUUCUGAGGUUGAAGCUACACUUUGUCGUGUCAAAGCUGUAUUAUUCAGCUCAUCAGUGACAUCAACAUGUCGAAGAAAAGAUAUAGAGACGACAACUGUAUCUCUGUGAUUUCUAGAUUCAAACAGGACCAGUUAUAUCGCCACAAGGUAUCCACGUCUCUCGCCGUGUACGGAAUUUUCGCUGUUAUUGGAGGUAUAAAAGGCCAAAUAGGCCCAGCAUUCCUCGACCUUCAGAUUAUUAGCAAUGUCGGACUGGACAAAGGGUCGUGGAUAGUGACUAGUUUGUAUAUAGGGUAUACACUGGGAGCCCUAACCAAUGGUUUCCUGUACCAUCGCUGUACCGGAAGUGUUCUGUUCGCAGUCAGCUCUCUGUGUCUGUCUGUCAUCAUAGCUUUCAUACCUUGGUGCAGAGAGUACAGCGUCAUGGUGACCUGUCAUACAGCUAUGGGUUUGGUCGUCGGACUCAUCGACGCAGCUGGGAACGCAGAAAUCAUCCGACUUUGGAAAACAAAAAGUGAAGCUAUCCUAGUAGGUCUACAUGUGAUAUUUAACGCCGGUGGUGUCAUCUCACCUGUCAUUAUUGCCCCGUUCCUAGUGAGAAAUGUGACUGAGGAGAUGACCACGUCGGUACCACGGCUGACUAUUAAAACAUUAAAUCUCACUGUACCAAAUUCCAAUUUAUCUCUUCUACAGAAUUCCAGCUUCAGUACAACUCGCGGAGAUGAAGAGUCCAGAAUCUACAUCCCCUACUCAAUUUCCUCCGUCUUUUGUAUUCUUCAUUGUCUGUGUUUUAUAAUUUUGUACAUAACUGAAAAACAAACAAAAAACAUUGGUAACCAGACAAAGAACAAUCAAGGAAACUACAGUGGUCUGUAUUCUCUAAAUAAGCAGGAGACCGACCGUCUAAAUGGACAAGCCAUCACAAACCAAGUCACAGUAAUAUACGCUGAAGAAACAGAUAAAAAUGUGACCCAUGACCUUUCUAAGUAUGACUUCCAGAUACCAAGGUCACUUCAGUUGCUUGGCCUCGUUGUCAUGGUUACCAUAGCAGCCAUGAGUAAUGCUAUUGAUUUUUCUUUUUCUACUUACUUGUCGUCUUUCUGUGUCGAGUUCCUACACUGGAGUAAGUCCAUGGGUUCGGUGAUCACGUCCUUGUUGUUUAUCAUGGUAGUGGUAGGUGGCACACUUAGUAUGUUAUUUACUAAAUGUAUCAACAGUAUUGUCUAUAUAGGUGUACAGGUGACUAUGUUACUUACAGCUCUAUUGCUGUUCUUACUCAGCGCCUUAUUUCACUUAACCGCAGGGAUUUGGCUAUCAGCGCCUCUCUUUGGAUUCGCGAAAUCGGCCAUUUUUCCUUUAGUGAUAGCGUGGACAAACCAGACCUUCAUUCGCGUGUCUGGUAGAAUAUCGUCCGUGUUCUUUGUUGGAGCUAUGGGUAGUUGUUCUGUCAAUUUGUUCAUGCUGGCAUCCAUCAUGGAAAGUAUGGGGAAAAUCUGGUUUUGUUAUGUAUUGACUAUAGAAAGUAUUGUGUUGAUUAUAUUCUUCAUUAUAGCAGUGAUCCUCUCACAAUACGUCAAGCACAGGAGAAGACAACCAGUGACCAGUAAACAGACUGAUGCUGAGUUGUAACCCUAAUGACACAUAAGCUAAUUAAGGUUAAUUAGACAUAGGGGAAAAUGAGGAGAAGACAGUACACACCAGGGAAGCUUCAAAGCAAAACGACAUAUUUCUAUAUCCUGUGGAUUAGGCCAAUGGAGUUUGGUUGCCUGAAAUAUAUAACGCAUAUUUUUUUUCUCCACACUGAUAAAACCUGGUGCUAUCUUAUUUAAAACCUUGUACACUUCAUAAGCCGUCAUCUUCUUCAGUCUAUCUAUAACAUAACUGUUGUUUUUAAAAAAUGUUUGAAAGUUUAAGUAUGAAUAUUUUGAAUAAAGCAAAUGACUCUGUCCUGAAGGAGUUCGUUCGGCUUUUGAUGAGAUUUCAAAAAUCCCAAACCAAUAUACAUAAAAGUUUGAUAGAAUUUGUGACCAUCUCCAAAUCGCUGACAUUAGAGAGACAAAUUGCAAAGAUAGCUGCUUAUAUGUCUUUUUAUAAUUUUUUCAAACUUCUAAAGAUUUCGGUUUCGAUAGUCCAGAAGUUGCCCCCUUAUUGACUGUGUCUAUAAGACUGCCAAUGUUUAUUCCACAACCAAACGUAAUAACAGAGGGAACAUCGGCUAGGAUAGCAACAACGAAGGAUGAUAUAUGUACUAGAUGGUAUUUUAUAUUGUUUUACCUCUAUUUGGAGGUAGGGUAUCAAAGUUUAUAUCACACAAUCUAGAUGCUAUCAGCUAUGGAUUCGAUGUUAUUGAAUGAAAGUCUGAACUGGUGUAGGAUUGUGGUCCGUAACUUUGGGCAUUCCAGUCAUUACGGAAGCCUAUUACAACAAAUGUUGAUUGGUUAAAAAUAGUUUUAAAGAUAAAAGAAUGUAACAUAACCUGUCAGUCUAAGUAAGCAUUUGAUCGCAUCAUUAACCUCUUAAUGUUACCAACAUGCUACAUCAAAGGUAAAGAAUUUCAGCAGCUCUCGUCUGUUGGAUGUCGGUAUGAUUAUACUAUUGAAACUCUAAUGUACAGUAAACUACCUUGUUUUAUUACCAAAGGGGAUCAGGUCAGUCGAUCUGUCUGUAUUUUAAGUGAGUUCUUUGUCCUCUAAAUCAACCAAGCAAUAGAAAUGUAUCGUUAUUGACCUUAAAACUACAUCAGGGAUGCAAAGCUUCUCGUGUAAAUUAUACUUAACACAGGUUGUCUCCCUUGCUCCGUACUCGGUGUCAAAUGAAAUAUUAAGUGGUGUAGCAAUUACAAGUUAUGGUAAAUAUUUUUCCUCAGAUCACGUGGUAACUAUAUCAUCAACUGGAAUUUACCUCUCUUUCUAUCGGACCAAACCAUAAAAUACCCGCUAUCACGAAAAACUUCAGUACUGGUGGUAAACAACUCGGUACGGACUGUAAAAUCAACACGCAACAUUGACUGUCAACAUUAACACUUUGUACUGACUGUCAACAUUAACACUCCACACUGACUGUAAACAUUAUCACUCCACAUUGACUGUAAACAUUGCACUCCACACUGACUGUAAACAUUAACACUCAGUACUGACUGUCAACAUUAACACUCCACACUGACUGUCAACAUUAACACUCCACACUGACUGUAAACAUUAUCACUCCACAUUGACUGUAAACAUUGCACUCCACACUGACUGUAAACAUUAACACUCAGUACUGACUGUCAACAUUAACACUCCACACUGGCUGUCAACAUUAACACUCCACACUGACAGUAAACAUUACACUCCACUCUGACUGUAAACAUUAACACUCAGUACUGACUGUGAACAUUAACACUCACUACUGACUGUGAACAUUAACACUCAGUACUGACUGUGAACAUUAACACUCACUACUGACAGUAAACAUUAUCACUCAGUACUGACUGUAAACAUUAACACUCCACACUGACUGUCAACAUUAACACUCCACACUGACUGUAAACAUUAAUUCUCCACUCUGACUGUAAACAUUAACACUCAGUACUGACUGUGAACAUUAACACUCACUACUGACUGUGAACAUUAACACUCAGUACUGACUGUAAACAUUAACACUCAGUAUUGACUGUAAACAUUAACACUCAGUACUGACUGUAAACAUUAUCACUCCACACUGACUGUAAACAUUAAUUCUCCACACUGACUUUAAACAUUAACACUCAGUACUGACUGUAAACAUUAACACUCAGUACUGACUGUAAAUAUUAACACUCAGUACUGACUGCAGACAAUAACACUCAGCACUGAUUGGAAACAUUAUUCGUAACUUCGAUUUGUAAUCUAAUCCGAUCGGAGUGUGCAAAAGACAAAGAAAUGAAAAGUGUUAUUGCUGGAUUUUCAACACAAGAAUGGUUUUAAACACUUGUCUUCUGUAGACUUUACUCCUAAAUCCCCUAAAUCUAUAACGGUGUCAGCAAGUUCAUUCAUAAAGACUUUGUCGUCAACGAAAAAAAAACCAUUUGUAUCUGUAAACCUAUCUCGAUGCAGCUUUCGAACGGAGUCGCCUCUCUGCCAUCAGACAAAUUACUUGUUUAUAUAGCUAAGAAUCGGAUAGUUUGCCGUUCAUAAUUUAAACGUUUCUAUCAAAGUACUUACAAGGUUUUCAAGACUUUUGGGAACUGCAGAGUAGAAAUAUUGUUUGACUUGUUUUUGUAUUAUCAGAAAUCAUUUCUUUCCUGACUACGGCAAUAUAAGUCAGAACUUGUGUAUAAAAUACUAAAUGAUUGAACGAGAAUGUACACCUAUCAAGAGGUAGGCAACGUAACAUACUCAGUUGGUUUUACAACCCGAUUUCUAUCUCAGCGAUGUGUUAAAUGUUUCACAGAAAUAAAUAUUGUAGUACAGUA